AUGUCCCAAUACAGCCUUGCCUGUCAACCCUUCCUCCCAGAGACAAUGGGACGAGCCGCUUUGCAGUCGGCACACAAGACAUUUAUUAUCAAGCGCAAGCUUGCUAAAAAGCUGAAACAAAACAGGCCUAUCCCACAAUGGGUCAGAAUGCGCACAGGGAAUACAAUUAGAUACAACGCUAAGAGGCGUCACUGGAGGAGGACUAAGCUCAAGUUGUAA
This is a messenger RNA of Spodoptera littoralis (African cotton leafworm), 219 nucleotides long. The record is from the annotation of a GenBank genome assembly. NCBI's taxonomy places the organism in Eukaryota, Metazoa, Arthropoda, Insecta, Lepidoptera, Noctuidae.